Molecule: messenger RNA, 450 nt
Organism: Opisthorchis viverrini
Lineage: Eukaryota; Metazoa; Platyhelminthes; Trematoda; Opisthorchiida; Opisthorchiidae
Exons: 3
Coding region: 1-450 (149 amino acids)
Source: RefSeq, a predicted model, not a curated record
AUGUUCAUUUUCUCGUCGUAUCUUCUUUGCAUGGAGGCCAAAGGGGGCUCGGGCUAUUCCAGUCCUGGCAAAGGUACAGUGACCUCGGAGGGACAGUCCAGACAGUCACGCGUUGAUACCGAACCAAAUCACGCCAGAUCCCUAUCUUCACCAGCCGAGAAUCGAUCGAAAUCUCGCGGCCAGCCAAUCCCAUUACACACCAACCUGGACGACAGAAAAGAAGAUCAUAGUAUGAACUUGUUUAUGGUGGAAGUCAAACUGUUGAGUGAUGAAGAGGCGCCUCUACAACUAGAAGUCACGCAAAGCAUCGGCGGUGAACACAGAUGUGAUGCUGUCAAUGAUGAUGAUGAUGAUGAUGACGAUGAUGAUGAUGAUGAUGAUGAUGAUGAUGAUGAUGAUGACGAUGAUGAUGAUGAUGAUGGUGGUGAUGAUGAGGUACCUCACAGUUAA